Molecule: messenger RNA, 4188 nt
Organism: Ochotona curzoniae (black-lipped pika)
Lineage: Eukaryota; Metazoa; Chordata; Mammalia; Lagomorpha; Ochotonidae
Gene: ZC3H11A
Product: zinc finger CCCH-type containing 11A
Exons: 16
Coding region: 30-2471 (813 amino acids)
Molecular function (GO): metal ion binding
Source: RefSeq, a predicted model, not a curated record
GCUGCUCGGGGUCUGAGGACUUACCCAGCAUGCCCAAUCAAGGAGAAGAUUGCUAUUUUUUUUUCUAUUCUACAUGUACCAAAGGUGAUAGCUGCCCAUUCCGUCACUGUGAGGCCGCGCUAGGAAAUGAAACUGUUUGCACCUUAUGGCAAGAAGGGCGCUGUUUUCGACAAGUAUGCAGGUUUCGGCACAUGGAGAUUGAUAAAAAACGUAGUGAAAUUCCUUGUUAUUGGGAAAACCAGCCAUUGGGAUGUCAGAAACUAAACUGUGCUUUCCAUCACACCCGAGGACGUUAUGUUGACGGCCUUUUCCUACCUCCAAGCAAAACUGUUUUGCCCACUGUGCCUGAGUCUCCAGAAGAGGAAGUGAAGACUAGCCAGCUCACAUCUCAGCAGAGCAAACUGCCCGUCCAGUCCAACCCAUGCCCUCAGCUGCGGAGUGUUAUGAAAGUAGAAAGUUCCGAAAACGUUCCUAGCCCCACACAUCCCCCAGUUGUAAUCAAUGCUGCAGAUGAUGACGAAGAUGAUGAUGAUCAAUAUUCUGAGGAGGGUGAAGAAACCAAGACCCCCACCCUGCAGCCAAUUCCUGAAGUCCACAAUGGAUUACGGGUGGCUUCUACCCGGAAACCCGGGGCCAGUUUAAAGCAAGGUGAAUGUUUGAAUUUUGGCAUAAAAACUCUUGAGGAAAUUAAAUCAAAGAAAAUGAAAGAGAAAUCCAAGAAGCAAGGAGAAGGUUCUUCUGGAGUUUCCAGUGUUUUACUCCAACCUCAGCCCAUUCCAGGUCCUGAAAAAGAGAAUGUCCGGACCGUGGUGAGGACAGUGACUCUCUCCAGCAAACAAGGAGAAGAACCAUUGGUCAGACUGAGUCUUACGGAGAGACUAGGGAAACGCAAAUUCUCAGCAGGUGGUGACAGUGGCCCUCCCUUAAAGCGUAGCCUUGCUCAGAGGCUGGGAAAGAGAAUUGACGCUCCAGAAACAAAUGCUGACAAAGCACCAAAGAGAGUACAAGUACCCAAGUCUCUCAAGGAGCGGUUAGGCACAUUGGCUGGUCCAGACACUGAGGAUGUGGCCGAAAGAGUUAAUAAAGUUGGUGAAAUCCACGUGAAGACAUUAGAAGAAAUUCUUCUUGAAAGAGCCAAUCAGAAACGCGGAGAAUUGCAAACCAAACUCAAGUCGGAAGGAUCGUGCAGAGCUGAUGAUUCUGCUUCAGGAGCAAGGAGCUCCUCCACUAUUCGGAUUAAAACCUUCUCAGAGGUCCUGGCGGAAAAAAAACACCGGCAGCAGGAGACAGACAAACAGAAAAGCAGAAAGGAUACCGCUUGCAUCAAGUUGAAGACUGAUACUGAAAGUAAAAAAGCCGUGGUUCUGCCUCCCGGAGUGGCCAGCAGAGAACCGGCGGAGGAGCCUGCAGGUAGAGCCAAGUCGAUGCAGGAGGUGCACAUUAAGACGCUGGAGGAGAUUAAGCUGGAGAAGGCCCUGAGGGUGCAGCAGAGUACCAAGAGCAGUGCCAGCACCCAGCCACAACCCGAGGCCACCCCGGGAACCCGGCGGCUGCUGCGGAUCGCCAAGAGGACAGGUACGAAGGAAGAGAGGAAACUUCAGGAAGGAAGUGAAGUUGCUUCCCAAAGGAAUAUUAAUAGAACAGAGCCUAAGGAGGCUUCAGAUGAAGCCAUAGGAGUUGACAGCACUACAAUUCAAGACAAGAGAUGUGAACGCAACAAAGAAAAGCAUGCACAGGAGCAGCAGGAGAAGGGAGCGUCCCAGAGGGAGAAGUCUGUCUUGACGCAGAUUCAGGGAGUGGCCUCCGGCAACACACCAGGAGUGGAGCCACCGGAGCUCCCUUCUGUACCAGGUGAUCCUCAGCACCUGACCAAGCGACUUCCCACGAAAGUCCAGAAGAUGGAGGUGGAAGCCUUAGGGACCGGGGACUCAAUCCUGAAUGUGAAAUGUGCAGCACAGACCUUGGAAAAAAGGGGGAAAGUUAAACCCAAGGUGAACGUGAAGCCGUCUGUGGUUAAAAUUGCUUCUCCCUCCAAGUUGGCUCCAAAACGCAAGGCCUCGGAGAUGUACCCUGCUGUGGUGGCUGUGAAGCCCCUCAGCUCCAGCAGCGGCCUGGAGGAGAGCCCAGCCAAGAAAGCAGCAGUGGCUGUCGUCCCACUCCUCUCGGAGGAAAAGUCAGUCGCUGUGCCUGAGACAGAAAAGCCUGGAGACAGUCUUGCGCUGCCUCCAGCUCAGGCCUCCUCAGAGCCCCCACCCCCAGAAGGAUCUGGUCCCUCCUCGUCCCAAGGGGCCACAAAAACUCGCCGGCUCAGCUCUGCCUCAGCAGGGAAGCCCCCGCUGUCUGUGGAGGAUGAUUUUGAGAAACUAAUAUGGGAGAUUUCCGGAGGCAAAUUGGAGGCAGAGAUCGACCUGGACCCGGGGAAGGAUGAAGAUGACCUUCUUCUUGAGCUGUCAGAAAUGAUCGACAGCUGAAAGCGGCAGAGAACACUUUGCAAAAACUCACCAAUCAACUGGACUUCACCUUAUCUAUUACAACAUUUACCAGAAAUGAUUAUUUCUUUAGUCUAGAAUUUGCCCCAAAUCAGAAGUAUACCUCUGAAUUACCUGUAUGUGUCCUGGAUUCCUUGGGGUCAGAUUUUUAAAAGUCCCUCAAUAACUGUUUUGUCCACUUGAUGCCAUUGUCAGGCAUCUUUGAGAACAAGUUCUGCCCUACGCUACGCUCCGCAGCAGGAGACUGAGUGGGAGAUCCAUGCAGAAGGGUGCAGAGAAACCUAGAGACUCCUUGAGGUGUUCAUCAGCUCCGGCUGUUUGGCCCUUUGUUGUAUCCUUUCUUUGUGUAUCAUCGUGAUGUACUUGAUGUUACCUGAUUUUGACAUGGAUGAGGACAGCUGCUACUUUUAAGGACCAAAUCACAUGCCACCACUAAACAAACCCACACAGUCUGUGUUAAAGUGUGUCUUUUUAAAGGUGUUUGGAGAUUCCAGCAAGCUUUAAAGAGGGUGGAGCAACUCCAGACGCCCUGUGACAGAGACACAGCUCUGUGGGCCUGGUGCCGCCGCUGCCCUACGCCUCUGAAGAGCAAUAGCUAACCUAUUAUUAUUAUUAUUAUUACUAUUAUUAUUAUUACUGUAAUUUUUUAAGGCUUAAAAGUGCCUCGGGGGUCCCCUGAAACUAAUUUUCUAUUUCUGGGGUGCCCUGGAUUCUUUGUAAGGGACGGUGAUGUGUUAGAGGAACUAUUAGUGUGGACACUGUCCCUUCCCUUUAAUACUUGCCUCUUCCUGGCACUGAAUUGUCACAGGGACAACAAUUGGUUAACUUUUUUUUUUAUUUCUAACUUUCCCAGCAAACUCUUCUUGCCCAGUAUUUAUUUGGUGCCCUUUAACCAGCUGAGAGAAAGAAAGCAGUGAGCGUCCCCAAGCUGCCCGUACUUGUGGAUCGUGGCGGUGCGCGGGGCUGUGCUCCAGCAGGGAUGACGAGACGCUCCGCGGGUGUAUUGGAUGCCUGCCAGUUCCUUCGUGUCUGGAGUGGAUUUUCUUUUCUUGCUGUUCGUCUCCUUCAUUUCACCUCAAGGUUUAGACUUGUGAAUGAACAUGUGUGAUGGGAAUAAUAGUCUGGAAGGAAACAUAUUGUAUAUAAUUGGAAGGAGGAGGAAGAGGACGUGUCCAUUUUGCUGUUUUGCUCUAGGUGGCCAGUUUGGUUUCUCAGAGGGAAAUCUGACCCACCUGUCGUGUUGGCUCCUAAGGAACUGCUGUUGUAAGCGGCUCAUCGAGAGUUGAACUUCCUAUGGCCAUGUUGGAAAUUUGGUAAAGGAAGAAAGCCACAGGACUGCCCAUUCAGUCUUGGGCAGAGCUGGAUGAUUCGGCACAAGGAAAAGUGACUUGAAACUUGUGUAUAGAAACACCUCUGCCAGUCCAUCCUCAGCUUACUGAAUGUUGUAUGAUAGCCCUUCUCCAAAGCAGAGGUGGAAUGUUCUGGUUUCACCGCCACUUGUUUGCUCAUUUGAUUUUGGAAUCAGCUUAUAGAUUCCAUGUUCUUUUUUUUUUUUUUUGUAUAUAACCUCUUUACAUUAAAAAAAUAAUUUUGUUUCAUAUUUAAAGUCCUUGUAUUCAUCAACAAUUCAUGUUAUGCAUUAUUUGAACUAUUUGCCAUUACAGAUCCUAUGUGUUUUGAAUAAAACUGGUGUAGGAAA